Messenger RNA from Gongylonema pulchrum, 205 nucleotides. The record is from the annotation of a GenBank genome assembly. NCBI's taxonomy places the organism in Eukaryota, Metazoa, Nematoda, Chromadorea, Rhabditida, Gongylonematidae.
UAUGGUGACCGUAAUGUCGAAUUCAACGAUUAUGUUUAUUUUCGUAGUGCUGGAAAUUCCACACGUUCUUGCUCACAUCAGCAAGAAGCGGGAGCUGCAUUCGACGUUUCUGGAUAUUUUGUCACUUGCAAAAAAGCUGCUGACAAAACGCUGGGAUAUCUGUUGCCUGAGGGCAAUAUUCCGGAAUAUUUCAUCGCAGAUGACU